AUGUCUAGUUUAAUAUCGAAGAUCAAGAGUGGGGCGACGAACAACCAGCCGCCACCACUCGAAAGCAAUCCCAUCAUGCAGUAUUUCGAAGUGGGAAAGGAGAGCAGUUCGGCUGGUCAUGGACUGCUUUGGAAAGUUCACGAUGCAUAUCGAAAGAGCGAUGGCAAGGAAUGCUCGGUGUUUGUGUUCGAUAAACGCAUCGCCGAAAAACUGUACAAGGUGAAACGCAAGGAAACCAUGCUGGAUCGUAUCCGAGGAUGUGUAUCGAUGUUGGAGAAGAUGAGGCAUCCGAAAAUGCUUCAAAUACUCCACUCGAUCGAAGAAGGUCAUAACACCAUGGCCUUUGCUUGUGAGCCGGUUAUUGCUAGUCUCCAUAACAUAUUAGCCUGGCACCAAUCUAUGGUGGAGCAGGGCGGCCAUCCUACGGUGAUGCCUCAUCCCAUAUCGCUGGCGCCACCGAGCUCUCACCAACAACAUUAUGUACCUCCUCAAAGACCACCAUAUGCCAAGGAGUACUACUUUUUGGACAUUGAACUUCGUUAUGGAUUGGUGCAGGUGAUCGAAGCGCUGCACUACUUGCAUUAUACUUCUCAUCAAAUACACCGUAACGUGUGCCCGCAAGUAAUCAUUGUGACCAAACGGGGCACCUGGAAAUUAUUCGGACUCGAAUUUCUGGAAAACGUCAUUGGACCUGAUCCUACGGAGAUGAUGACCGUGUCGCCGUGGUCCAUCAAGGUGGCUAAACUCUCUCAGCCCAACCUGGAUUUCUUGGCUCCUGAAAUCCAAACAAACGGACAAUGCAACAUUCUGUCCGACAUGUUCUCACUUGGACUGGUGAUCUGCGCUAUAUACAACAACGGGAAGCAACUAGUACAAGCAAACAACAAUCCCAUGCUGUACAUGAAACAAAUUGAAUACUUGGACCAUCAACUCAAUGCUGUGCUGCCACGCAUCCCCGCUGGGCUGCAGGAAGCUGUCCAGCGUCUGCUGUCCAGGGACCCACAUCCUCGUCCGACUACUCAACUGUUGCCUCUGAUAAAGUACUUCAAAUGUCAGAGCGAGACUGCUAUACUUGCCAUGCAGUUCCUGGAUGUAAUCACCAUGAAGGACCCUAAUUCUAAGAGCAACUUCUACCUGGGCAAUCUGCUGGAGGCUCUGCCAUAUAUACCGAAGAAAUUGCGCUGGCAACACGUCUGGCCAGCCCUGCAGCUCGAGGUGCGCACCGCUGAAGUGCUUUCUGCGGUUCUACAACCCAUUCUGUGGCUUAUCAACGAAGCCACACAGGAAGAAUUCUCACUCUAUGUUAUGCCGACGCUGAAAAUUUGUUUUAGAAACCUACUGAAUUCUCCUAGAAGCGUCCAGGCAUCGGUGAUCAUUUUAGAGAAUCUGCAUGUAAUCCUGAGGAAGUGUCUGAAGGAGGAACUCACGAAUGAAGUUCUGCCAUUUCUGUACUCUUCACUUGAAAACAGCGCAAACCAAAUACAGACAUCUUCUUUGAUCGCUCUUCAGAACGUUUCUGAUUACAUAGACGACAACUCUCUGCAGAAUGUUGUGUUGGUGAAAAUUAAAGAUGUCCUUGAGAAGAAUCCGAACGAUGUCAAAGUAAUAAGCCUGAUACUUGGAUUCUUUGAGAAGAUUCUUCUUCGUCUUGAGAAAGGUCAUAUUGUGGACAAUGUGAUACCGACGCUCCUCAGCAUGAGACUGACUGACCCGGAUAUCGUCAACAGGGUUGUCAUACUAUACAAAGCGAUGUUGGUAGAAAGAAAGUUUAAUCUCAACACAUGCGUUAUGGCGACAAAGAUGAUACCAUCGCUGGCCCCGCAGACCGUGAAUACUUCACUGAACGUCGAUCAAUUCACGAAUCUCAUGGAGAUCCUUUACGAUAUGCUGGAUAGCAUCGACAAACAUCAAAGAUACAGGUUGAAAUUAGAUGGCUAUACUCUACCUAGCCCCGAAAGACAUCGUCGUCUGCGACAUCAGAUGAGUACCGACAACAUGCAAGCUCCUCCAUUCAAUAUACCGAACCUGCGUGUGGAGCAGCGCAAGACUUCUAGUGCUGAAGAUAUGGCUCGUAAGAAUUCUGUCACUGCGCCAAGUGCUACUGGCAGCGUUGGAGGAUUCAGGAGUACUGGAAUUGGCCAAUGGUUCUUCGGUUCGAGUAACUCUACAAAUAAUGACAGUAACUUCUUACGAGUGGCAAAUGCCUUUCCGAAUCGCCGUCUUUCGGAUAAUACCUUAAUGACACCUAAGAUUCGCAUCGCACCUUCGUGCGCCUCAUCUCCUGGAGGAACACCAGGAGGUAGUACUGGAUUGCCAGCGCGUCGCCACUCCAGCAUUGGCCCCCAGGAACGCCGUGGUUCUGCAGUGAAUUUGUCGCCACCCACUGCCUACCAGUACAGGGGACGAGGCGGGUCAGGCUCGAGCCUGUCCGUGCCUUCAACGUCACAAUGCGUCGGAGGUUCCAUGCCCAACACUUCGUCGAGUGUGCCAUUCCUGCUGACAUCAUCCAUGCAGUCGAUUCGUUCACGCCGCCCAUCUACUUGCCUCAGCAACUCUCAGGGCUCAGGUCUGCUGCAACAGCUAAGCAGCGGCAUGGUAAGACACCUACCUAUCGGCUCUGCUGGAAAUGUGCAGGUACACGCUCCUCACUGGCCGUUCCAAGGUGCAAGCGCUGCCACCUACAAUGCGAUGAAUAACGCUGCAGUCAGGAAGUGCCCCUCACUGAACAUAACUCUUACACGCUGA
Molecule: messenger RNA, 2745 nt
Organism: Achroia grisella
Lineage: Eukaryota; Metazoa; Arthropoda; Insecta; Lepidoptera; Pyralidae
Gene: bma
Product: SCY1-like protein 2
Exons: 16
Coding region: 1-2745 (914 amino acids)
Biological process (GO): protein phosphorylation
Molecular function (GO): protein kinase activity; ATP binding
Source: RefSeq, a predicted model, not a curated record